UCAGAGAAGAAGAGGUGCGUCUCUUUACGGAGCUGUUUCCGGUGCUGCGUGUAAACAAAGCCCGUUAGCGGCUCCGUGAGGACUAACCGACGGUAAUCAGAGCCCGCGGAUCCGGAUCCGAGAGUCUGAGUGAUGGACUGAGCGGAGCCGGCAGGAUGUCCAUGGAAGACCCGUUCUUCGUCGUCAAAGGCGAGGUGCAGAAAGCAGUGAACGCUGCUCAGAGCCUCCAUCAGAGAUGGAGUGAGCUGAUGGCGGAGGGGGGCGGAGCCUCCAAGGAGGAGAUAGACUGGACGACCAAUGAGCUGAGGAAUAGCCUGCGCUCUAUUGAGUGGGACCUGGAGGACCUUGACGAGACAAUCAGCAUCGUCGAGUCAAACCCAAAGAAGUUCAACCUGGAUGCUGCUGAGCUGUCGAAGAGGAAGGCCUUCAUCAGCAGCAUGCGGCACACCGUUAAGGAAAUGAAAGAUCAGAUGUCAAUUCCAGCUGCUGCUUCUGACCGAAAGAACAAACAGGCUCUGCUGGUUGAACGUGGUGCUCAGGGUCCCAUAUGGCAGCCCGGUGCAGAUAAGUACAGCAGGUUGGACCGCCAGCUGCAGAACGCCAACUUUCAGUUCAUUGAGGAGCAGCAGAUCCAGCAGCAGGUGAUUGUGGAGCAGCAGGAUGAGCAGCUGGAGCUGGUGUCGGGAACCAUCGGUGUGCUAAAGAACAUGUCGGAGCGGAUCGGCAUGGAGCUGGAUGAACAGGCUGUGAUGUUGGAUGACUUCAGCCAUGAGAUGGACAACACUCAGUCCAAACUGGACAACGUGAUGAAGAAGCUCGCCAAGAUCGCCGUCAGUGGUGCGCCAUCGGUGUGCUCCUUGCCAUCCUCUUUGUCAUCAUCCUCCUCUUCUUCAUCCUCUGAUCAAUGCCUCCAACUAUCGACAUCAAACUUGUCUUAAUCCCAUCUACUGGACUCUACCUGACUUUAUUUAGACUCUACUGGACUUUCUUUGGACUCUUUGGACUAUGGAUUCUUCCUGCUGAUCAGGCCUGAACAGCACUUUUGGUUGGUUAACUGUUAGAACCACUUCAGAGGUCAAAGGUCAUGUGUGAUGUGUUUUUGUUUGUUUUUUAAAUUUAAAACUCUAAAAAUAACCAGUUUCACUCCAGUCUAAAGUGGACUUACGCUGCUCAUUUCUACAGUAUCUUUGCGUGAGUUACAGCUCAAAAUAGCCCUCCUGUAGCCUUUGUUCAACCCCUUAGUUCAUCCUCCAUCUCUUCAAGACCACAGGGUUGCCUGCCCCUCAUAAAUAGAAGGUAUGAACAGUGGGUGGGUGGAGCAUCUAUUCCCUCUCUAUGUGUCUCUCUAGUGUCUAGAGCAUUCCGAGCUAUUGGCUCACAGAGAUUCCUGUAUGCAGUGACCUCCUUAUUAGAAAUUUUCUUUAAUAUGAACAUCCAUCACAGGAAAUACAUGGCAGGAAGUGAAGAGAGCAGGUCCACUUUGAAGACACUUUUAUCCAAGUGUUGAAUACUAAUGUCAUGUCAGCAUUUUAACUCACAUUUAGUUCAGUUUAAACUGGUUUACUUUACUGCAGUACUUUAAAACUGAAAUAGAAACACUAAAACUUGUUUUGUUUUUAUUGACUGAAACUUUGUUUUAUUUUAUUAUUGUUUAUGUUACCAUUUGUUUUCUGAAUUGAUCACGUGCAGCAUACUGAUCAGCAGAUGUAUUGAUCUGUGGAUGACUUACUGUGCCUCCUUCAGUAUAAAAGCCUUUCUGCAGGGCUCCUCUGGAAAGCUUUUAAUGUGAAGCAGCAAGUGAUAUCCUGAAGGCUGGUAAGCAAGUUAGUUUAAAACAGGUGACAGCAGCAGCCAAUCCAUUGUCCCACAUCAUCAGGUUUAUGGUAUGUGGCGGUGAUUCUCAUGCAGCUGUUAAAAUGUUUCCUAAAUAAAUGAAAUCACAAUUCUGAACUCCAAACACAAAGAACUGAAAUAAAGGUUGUGACUUACCUGAAAUUUCACCUGCUUUUACACUAAAGAUUAUCCAGACUGCUCAUGUUUCCUCAAAACUUUAUUCCUUACACUAAACAAUAACAAUAAAUAAUCAAAGAGUGACUGAAUGGAAAAAGCUGUUAAUGAUCGGUGAUAAAUUGCUAUCAGCUGAUCAAUGUUGAGAUGUAUAUGGAGCUGAAUUUUUUUUUUAUUCAAUAAAGUCCAGAAAAGAAAAUCAGACUGACCUUUUGAUUAAUGGAUGUUUUAAUCUGGCCUGAUUGAUUUUAGUUAUUGAACAAUGAUCAGUUUUAAUUUUUGGCAGGUCCCAAUAUCUUUCUCAACAAUAUUUAUACUUUUUGUUAAAAAAAAUUUAAAAAACCAAAAACGCUGAAGGGAAAUUAAAAAAAACAAGCUACUU
Messenger RNA from Archocentrus centrarchus (flier cichlid), 2389 nucleotides. RefSeq names its product syntaxin 6 (gene stx6). The record is from RefSeq and is a predicted model, not a curated record. Gene Ontology annotation, cellular component: membrane. Gene Ontology annotation, molecular function: SNAP receptor activity. The transcript has 8 exons. Bases 156 to 938 code for a protein of 260 amino acids. Gene Ontology annotation, biological process: intracellular protein transport; Golgi vesicle transport. NCBI's taxonomy places the organism in Eukaryota, Metazoa, Chordata, Actinopteri, Cichliformes, Cichlidae.